Messenger RNA from Helianthus annuus (common sunflower), 1224 nucleotides. RefSeq lists its product as uncharacterized. Bases 1 to 1224 code for a protein of 407 amino acids. The record is from RefSeq and is a predicted model, not a curated record. The transcript has a single exon. Gene Ontology annotation, molecular function: nucleic acid binding. NCBI's taxonomy places the organism in Eukaryota, Viridiplantae, Streptophyta, Magnoliopsida, Asterales, Asteraceae. Gene Ontology annotation, biological process: DNA integration.
AUGACUCCGAUAAUCAACUACUUGGUACAUGAUGUUUUGCCAGUUGACAAGGCGGAGACCAGAAAAAUCCAGAUCAACUCGCUUCAAUACCAAAUGCAAGAAGGGGGAUUGUACCGAAAGACUUUUCUCGGCCCUCUGUUAAAAUGUCUCGAUCCGGAACAAGCUAGCUACAUCAUCAAAGAAAUACAUUAUGGCAUUUGCAGUAUCCAUGCCGGACCAAAAAUGAUCUUAACAAAGGUAAAAAAACGCAGAGUAUUAUUGCCCCGGGAUGCACGAAAGUGCAGUAAAGAGCUCCAACAAUGUGAUGAAUGCCAGAAACAUGCGCCGAUAAGCCUCCGAGCGAAGAAUGAGAUGAUCCCACUAACUGCCGCAUGGCCUUUUCAAAAGUGGGUCGUUUACAUAGUCGGACCCUUCCCACGAUCAAGCGGAAGCGCUCAGUAUCUGCUGGUGGCAGUAGAUUAUUUCACCAAGUGGGUGGAAGCUCGACCAUUCACGGUUAUCGCUGGCUAUAAUGUGACGAGAUUCUUCUGGGAGCAGAACGUGUGUCCCUUCGGUCUUACGCUAUACAUAGUGAGCGAUAAUGCAAAACAAUUUGCGGAGAAUCCAUUCAAGCGGUGGUGUGAGAAUCUGAAAAUUAACCAAGUCUUCUCGUCGGUCGCUCACCCACAGGGGAACGGACAGGUCGAGCAGAUAAAUCACCGAAUCGUCGAUGGUAUAAAAAGAAGGCUUGGUUACGAAGGCAAAGGAUGGGCAGACGAGUUGCCGAACGUACUAUGGGCUCACCGAACCCUACAAAAGACAAGUAACGGAGAAACACCGUUUAGUCUUAUGUACGGUACCGAAGCUGUGAUUCCUGUAGAGAUCGGACUCCCAAAUCAAAGGUGCAAAAACUGGGAGGAAAAUGAACAGGAGCUCCGAUCCAAUCUCGAUUUAUUGGAAGAACGUCGAAACAUAGCUGCAAUUAAAGAAGCACGGUAUAAGAAGAAGAUUGAAAAGUACUACAAUGCCCGUGCCAAACUUUAUAAAUUUAAAGUUGGAGACUUUGUGCUCUGGAGCAAUGAUGCAAGUCGCGUCGAGGCUCAUAGAAAGUUGACCCCAAAGUGGGAGGGACCGUAUUGCAUAAAAGAAGCUAGUGACAAAGGGUCCUACAUGCUCGAAAAGAUCGGUGGAACCCCCGUCCCAAGAACAUGGAACGGGGUUCGUCUGAAGAAAUGCUUCAUGUAG